Astyanax mexicanus (Mexican tetra) is the source of this 2973-nucleotide messenger RNA. It is a transcript of the gene ncbp2as2, whose product is annotated as protein NCBP2AS2. The coding region runs from base 114 to 428 and encodes 104 amino acids. NCBI's taxonomy places the organism in Eukaryota, Metazoa, Chordata, Actinopteri, Characiformes, Acestrorhamphidae. The record is from RefSeq and is a predicted model, not a curated record. The transcript is spliced from 2 exons.
CCGGUUCUUUCGCUGAAUGAAGCGUCGCCUCCAGACUGAAGGUGGCAGCAGAAGCUCAGACUGAGCUCCAGUAAGAAGCGCUGAAGAAGUCGUGGACCUUGAUCUCCUGAAGGAUGGUCCUGCAGCGGCUCCUGUUGGCGCUGAUUAACCGGGCGCAGCUGGUGGAGCGGCUCGCCGAGUCUAAAGCGAUCCGCCGUGCGGCGCAGCUCACCGCCUUCGCCGUCAUUAAGGGGCGGCUGGCGGGGAAGCAGGCCUCCGCCAGGCUGCGGGACUCAGACACCGCGCGGAUGAUGCGGGAGGAGGCGCGCAGGAUGCCGCAGAGCGCGGCGGACGCGGCCCAGACCGUCUCCAGAAUCAGAAACACCUUCAUGAAGGAGGUGAAGGAGGGCAUGAGGGAGGCCAACCGACAAAUCAAGGACAGGAAGUGACCCUGAGGAGACCUGGGACUGGAGAACCUGAUUGAGAACCUGCUGGAGAACUGGGAAAACUCAAGAUGUUCAAUGAUGUGGUUGACCAUUCUACCCAGUAAGAUACUGGCCAUCUAGUUUAGGGGAUGUUUUGGGUUGAGUUUAAUGAUGGGUCACCAUUAGCUAGCUGGUCUACCACCAUGACCACCCUCACCUGCUUUCAGAUGUUCCAAUUUGGUCUUUGAUGGUCAAAGUGAUUGAUUUGCUGGUCAUUCAGACGAACAUGUACCAUAAACUGGGUAGAUAGCUAGUUACUUAUUUAUAUAUUAGUCAUAUAUUUAUUUAUUCUUGGUCAGUAUAGUGUAUGUUGCAUUUAGGGUUGGUCAUCCUUGCUCAUUCUGGUCAACCAUCUUGGUCAUGAAGACAAAAUCCUACACUAUACUGGGUAUAGUAUAGUAUAGUGGUCAUGCUAUUGAACCAAGUUGAUUAGCUUGGUAGUGUUGGUCAUGAAGAUGAGAACAUACCCUAUAUACUGGUUAAAUAUGUGGUUAACCAACUUUUCACCAAAAUAGCAGUCAUGCUAGUCAACUGGCUUGAUCCUGUUACUCUUGCUGGUCAAUUAGAUAAAAAAACUACACUAUACUGUUUAAAGGGAUAACCAGCUUUUGGCCAGUAUUGUGGAAACAUACCCUAUACUGGUUAGGGUACAUUGCAUUUGCAUUUAAUGUUGGCUAUGCUGGGCAACCAGCUUGGUCAUAUUGAUCAAUCACAUUGGUCUUGCUGGUCAAUGGUUUUGGUCACAUUGGUCCGGAUGGUCAACCAGCUUGGUUAUAAAUUAGAACAUACCCUAUACUGGUUAGAUAUGUGGCUAACUAGCCCUGACCAGUUUAGGCUUGAUCAUGUUGGUCUUGCUAGUCAACCAGCUUGGGUCAUAAAGACAAAAACCUACACUAUACUGGUUCGUUAACUAGUUAUUGGCUGCUAUAGUGUAUUUUGCAUUUGAUGUUGGCCAUGCUGGUCAACCAGCUUGGUGGUAUUGAUCAACCAUAUUGGUCUUGCUGGUCAACCAGCUUGGUCAUAAAAACAAAAACCUACACUAUACUGUUUAAAUGGAUAACCAGCUUGGUUGUCAAUAAGCUUGGUCAUGUUGGUCAUGAAAAUGAAAACAUACCCUAUACUGGUUAGAUUUGUGGUUAAUCAGCUCUUGGCUAGUAUAGCGGUUAUGCUAGUCAACCAGCUUAGUCAUGUGGUCAACAGGUUUGGGACAGAAAAAGGUUAGAUAACAGAUUAACUAGUUUUUGGCCGCUAUAUUGUAUGUUUCAUUUGAUGUUGGCCAUGUUGGUGAACCAGCUUGGGCAUAUUGAUCAACUAUGUCGGUCUUGCUGGUCUGGAUUAGAUAAGUGGUUUACCAGCAUUUAGCCAGUAUAGUGGUUAUUCUAGUGAAUCGGCUAUUUUAAUAGCUUGGUUAGGUUCACCAGCCAAACCCUCAAACUCAAACAAAAGCAUGGCCUAUGAUGGUUGAUCAUGGUACAGAACCAUCGCCUUUACAAUAGUACUCAACCAGUAUGACCAGCAUGAGAAGCAGCUUGGUCAGGUUUGUCAUACUGAUAGACCAGUAAUUCCAACUCAAUUCAAAAACACACCAUGCUGGUGAAGAACAACGAUGGUUAACCCCAUUAGUCCACUACUUUGACCAUGUUAACCAUACUGACCAGACUGAUUAGACCAGUAAAUCCAUCAUACUCAAACAAAAAAACACAACUUACACAAAUAUCCAGCUUCUCAACCAACUUAGUAUACAGCUAGCUUACUGGUUUAUUGCAUAUUUUCACCUGGAUGAUGAUUUUCAACACCUUGACCAUCUUGUUUCCAGCUACCAACACAAAUUGGACUUUAAAUGGAUCAGAUUUUUCAGCAGGGGAUUGACACGAGUUGGACAGAUGGAGCACAAACCUGGACUUGGACAAUCUGUGUAGGCAUCUCAAGGCCUUAGGUUCUAACAAAUGACUUUAAACUCAUAGUUCUGGACUGUUCUGCUGAUGUUCUGGUGGUCCCCAAAGUCUGGAUUGUAUAGAAUGAAUGAGUUUCACAAUUGACUGGUUUCCAUUGAUUGAUUUAUUCAUUGUAAUUGAUUAAUUUUAAUUUUAAAGCCUUACCUGAACUAAAGUUGUCCUGUUGCAGCCAAAAAACAAGAGCUUCUCCAGAACCAGGGCUGAGAACCUCUGGACUGUAAGACCCUAGACCACCUACAAAUGGACAAAUGGGUGGUCCCUCCAUCCAGUCUUCUAUGACUCAAAUAUAGUAUAGAGCCAAUUUCCCAAUACACAAGAAGCUGCAGCCAACAAAACAUUGCAUUCUUUCUUUGCCUUUGGGAAGUUCAGCCCUGUUAUCACCAGUUAUCACAUGUUGGAUGUUAUGUACUACUGUAAUUUAUUAUCUGUAUGUUGUAAAUUAUCAACAAAGAAAUAUAUCAGGGUAUUUGUUUUAUGUCCCAAUAUAUUGGCCACUAGGGUCACGGUUGGUGUCACAUUUUAACUUGUGAAAUAAACCUCACCUGUGGAUCAAA